Molecule: messenger RNA, 3258 nt
Organism: Cyprinus carpio (common carp)
Lineage: Eukaryota; Metazoa; Chordata; Actinopteri; Cypriniformes; Cyprinidae
Product: neural cell adhesion molecule 1-like
Exons: 17
Coding region: 91-2142 (683 amino acids)
Biological process (GO): axon guidance; dendrite self-avoidance; homophilic cell-cell adhesion
Cellular component (GO): axon; plasma membrane; cell-cell junction
Molecular function (GO): cell-cell adhesion mediator activity
Source: RefSeq, a predicted model, not a curated record
UAACCAGGUUCCUGUCUGUCUCUGUCAUAGCAUAUAAAGUCAUGGGGAACACAAUGCCUGUUAGACUCCAAGAGAGGUGCUCUGGAAGAGAUGACUGCAAGCAUGAUGAUGCUCAGACUGUGUGGACUCCUUCUUAUGUGCGCAACUCUAAUAGAUGCUAAAUUAGACAUUAUUAGUGGUGACACAGAUGUGCAGGUGGGACAUGACACUCUGCUCUUGUGCAAAGCUGAUUCAGAGGGAGACUUUCGUUGGUUGAAAGGUGAUGAAGACAUCGAUGAAGAUCGCUAUGUAGUCGAGAAAUUUGAUGAGUCCACGAGUAAACUGCUCUUGAAUAAGGUUGAAGUAGAUGACUCUGGAAACUAUACCUGCGUAUUUGACAGUGAUCGCGGCAUAGAGAAGACGAGCUACCAGAUCUAUGUCUACCAAACACCGGACUUUGGCACAACACAGUUGCACCAUGAAUUUCUGGUGAACCAGACAGUGAGCAUUCCCUGCGUGGUGUCUGGGCAGCCUGCGGUGGAGAUCGACUGGUUUCGGAACAAUCGCACCGUGAAAGAUGACGGACGAGGUCAUUUCAGAAUCCAGCCAGAUAAUUCUCUGCAGAUUCUGGGAAUUCAGCAGGAAGACAGCGGAACCUACACAUGUGAAGGCAGGAUCAAGGGACGCCCCAUAACAAGGACGCUCAAAAUCUCUGUUGUUGUUAAUGAGCCACCAACCGUCCUGAUUCGCCAGGACAGAAAAAGUGUUUUAGCCGGACCCUACACCACUGUGUCUAUAGCCUGCCUGGUCAAAGGAGUACCCACUCCAAGUAUUUCAUGGACACUCCCUUCCACCUCUGACCCGUCCCGUCACAAAUACAACUCUGAUAAGAGUGAGCUCACCAUCUCUGCAGUGACCAGGAGUGAUUUUGGAGAGUAUGUCUGCACGGCUACCAAUAAGAUCGGGAACAACACCGCCAAAUUUAUUCUGGAUGUCUCAGAACGUCCAACUGUAGUUUUGGAUCAACCCAAGCUGGAGGUUAUUCCAGGAGAAACUGGAUCUGUGAUCUGCAAUGCCACAGGACAUCCAACACCAACCAUACAGUGGGUCAGGAAGACUACUGAAGAAAAAAUGAUGAAUGUGGAGGUCUCUGAGCUGAUUUUUGAAAAUGUAAUGCCCUCUGAUGGCGGCUUGUACUCCUGCAUAGCCAGCAAUACGGCAGGAACAACCACUGAGGACUUCCAGCUGAUAACCUGGCCUGGGACACCCGAUAAGGUCAGUGUGGCUCCGGGCCCUCAUCUUCUCUCCUCAUCCAGAGUACCCCAGUGCGAGGAUGGAGGGUCCUCCAUUACUGAAUACAUCCUUCAGUGGAAGAAACCGUCUGAAGACACCUGGAGACAAAGCGCUGUCAAGCCCACAAGUCUCCUGGAGAUCACGGGCCUUGAGCCGUACACAGAGUACUUCAUUCGUUUUGCAGCCAAAAACUCUCACUACCAGGGGAACUUCUCCACAGAACACAAGAUCUUCACACAGUCCCAACAUGGAGAACCCAACAGCCCCAUUCUGUCUCUAAGUGAGAAAAAGCUGGACAAGAACUCAGUCUCCAUCCCCAUUAAACAGCUGAAAGAUGGAGGCUCUCCUAUCCUGGGCUACAUCGUACGCUACAAAGGGAACAAGGAGAAUGAGGAAUGGACUGAAAAAGAAUUUCCUGGAAACUCCAGCAAAAUCCAGCUGAACAAUCUCCAGUACGAUGCUGAUUAUCAAAUGGAAGUUUAUGCAGUAAACAACAAUGGCUCCUCCAGCAGUGCCAAAAUUAACUUCACUGUCCCACAACCUGUCAGUCAGCCGGCGUUAGGGAAAGGAGGUGUGGUGGGAAUUGUAAUGUUCAUCUUCUUGAUACUGAUGGUGUCAGUAGAUGCUUUCUGUUGCUACACCAACCACUGUGGCCUGCUUAAUUUCCUCGCUCGCAAACUAUUUGGACACAACAUCUCAGAGUCUAAAGGGAUGGAUGAAGAGGCCAAUAAUUCCUCUGGAGACGUGAAGCUGAGCGGGCUAACACUACCACGAGGCAGCAUCCCAAAGCUUCAGUCAGCCAGUGGGGCAGUGAAUGGCGUUCAUUCAGAGGUCACGUGUGACAAAGCACCCCUUACCAAAUUCGAGUAGGAAGAAACCAGAAUCUGGAGAUCCAGCAGCAGAGGCCUAGAGGAAGAUAUUGUACAGGACACAAUUUGAAUUCAGUGAGUGAAGGAACUUCACACAGAUCUCGGGACAUCUGAUUAUGAGCUUAAGGGUGAAGUGUGUAAUUUUUAAAAAAUACUAUAUGUAAGCUAUUUGUAUCCCAAAAUGUUUAAACUCUACAGCUCUUUGGUGCUAUGAAACGUGGCUCAACCAAUAGCAUGAGUUGUGGGGCGGGAUCAUCUGUUUGUCUUACCAAUGACAGAUGGGGGAGUGUUUGAGAAAAAUAUUUUAUAAAAUAUAAAACAUCAUAAAUUACAUAAUUUUUAUUUAACUGAUGCCAUCUGGAACAAACAUACAAACAUCAUAAAGGACGACUGUUAUUUCCAGGAAAACGUUCAAGUCCUGUGUGAUUUAGAUUAUACUUGUUAAAUUGUGAUUGAACUACAUGGAAAUGUAGGAGUAUUAUGAGAAUUAUGAGUGUGAUGCAGCACUGUAAAUACUGUACAUGACAAAUGCUGCUUGAGCUGAAUGUAUGUUCAGUAGUGAGCAAAUAAAAGCAGGAUGCAGCUAAGUAGAAUAUGAUGUUAACGUGUUAAAGUGUAAUAUUACUGCCAUAAUGGGAGCAUAAUAUCAUAGUAUAAUAGCAUCACUAGUGUAGUGUUAAUUUAUUGUGUGUUUAACAUAUGCUUGUAGCUUGUAUAAUAUCUUGAAGGAACAGUUGAAAGAAAACGUCCAAUGGAUUUGGAAAGUUUAAUGUGAAUGAUAAUGCCUUUUGUAAAGAUAAAAAUAACUGUUUGAGUUAGAUAUAGAUAUUACAUUGCAUUUGAUUUGUUUCAGCAUCAUAUAUCGUUACAUUAAUGCACCAUGUAUGAAUGUUUUGGUCAAGUGAUGUUAAAUGUGGAUGUAAAUACAGAUGCAUGCAAAAAGAUGUAUAUAUAGAUUUAUUAAUAGUUUUUGAUCUUCACUGUACAUUGUAUAAAUUAUUUCUUUAAUGCUUUCAUAAUCAUUGUAUAGAGUGACCCUAUAGUAAUUUUGUACUCAAUAUAAAUGCAUUCUAUAGACAUUUGAUUCUUUUUAAUAAAAAGAGACUAAUACAUACAA